Messenger RNA from Pieris brassicae (large cabbage white), 4620 nucleotides. It is a transcript of the gene drk, whose product is annotated as growth factor receptor-bound protein 2. The record is from RefSeq and is a predicted model, not a curated record. Lineage: Eukaryota; Metazoa; Arthropoda; Insecta; Lepidoptera; Pieridae. Gene Ontology annotation, molecular function: protein binding. The transcript has 6 exons. Bases 227 to 862 code for a protein of 211 amino acids.
ACAUCAGUGUUAGAAAACUAAUUUCUGUACUCUGUUCUGUAAGAUCAGAAUAAAUUAAUAUUUGCAAAAUUGGAACUUUUUGUGGAUAAUGACUGAUUGUUUCAAGUAAUCAAUAUAUGCAUAACUAUUAUUCUUUCGUUUUUGCUCCAGAAACAGUCAUAAAUUUGUGUACUUCGUGAGUUAUUUUAGUAAUCAGUGACAUUAGAGUGAAGUGCCUAAUUUGAACAUGGAGGCUAUAGCAAAACACGAUUUCACUGCUACUGCGGAUGAUGAACUCAGUUUCAGGAAAAACCAGGUUCUCAAAAUACUUAAUAUGGAGGAUGAUAUGAAUUGGUAUAGAGCCGAAUUAGAUGGAAAGGAGGGUCUUAUUCCUAGUAAUUAUAUUCAAAUGAAAAACCACAGUUGGUAUUAUGGUAGGAUAACAAGAGCAGAUGCUGAAAAGCUUUUAGCAAAUAAACCAGAAGGAGGAUUCCUUAUAAGGAUUAGCCAAUCAAGUCCUGGAGAUUUUUCAUUAUCAGUGAAGUGUCCCGAUGGUGUCCAACAUUUCAAAGUACUAAGGGACGCGUCAAGCAAAUUCUUCUUAUGGGUUGUGAAGUUCAACUCGCUCAAUGAAUUAGUCGACUACCAUCGCACCGCCUCAGUCAGCCGCCUGCAAGACGUUAAACUUAGAGAUGUUGUGCCUGAAGAGAUGCUGGUACAGGCGCUGUACGACUUUACACCCCAAGAGGCUGGCGAGUUGGAGUUCAGACGGGGCGAUGUCAUCACUGUACUUGACCGCUCAGACCAGCACUGGUGGCAGGGCGAGAUAGCACACCGGCGCGGUCUUUUCCCAGCGUCGUAUGUGACGGCAUAUCACUCAUAGCUCACAGACCAACACACCCUCCGCCUCCCUAUACCCAUUAUGCUCGCGCCACCUUCACUCUAAACAUUUGAAAUUGCUGAUCCCGCAAACGAUAGUAAAAUCGCGUGACAUACAAGGUCCAUACAAACUAAUACAAUCGCGGUUGAUUGGCUAUGUGACUGUGCGGUUUUAGAUUUUAUCGCUUGCGGGAAAAUUUGCAUCAUCCUUCACACUAAAAGUGCAUGCUGUCUUCUUCGAGCAUUACCUGCUAGAAUGAGACGUCGAAUCCUAUUACGGAAAUAUCCACCAACGGAGCGUCACAGCAACUUUUAUAUUUUAACGGAUUUUAUAUGUAAUUUCUAUAUAUAAUUACAUUUUAUAAGUUUAUUAUUGAUAGGUUUUAAUCGGUUUAGUAUAGAAUAUUGGUUUUAAACAAUUAUCAAAGGAAUUAAUUUUGGUAGUCCAAUUGUGACGCUUCGGUAGUACAAGUUAGCUUGUAUGUAUUUUCUUAAUUCUAUAUGCAGUGACAAGCAACUGAUUGUAAUUUAUUAAACGGAAAUUGCUAGCUGUGGAAUGCAUUAUUUCACUCUCUAUAAUUUGAAAUAGUAUACGAUUUGUAUAAAUAUACAAAUCAAAAACUAGCAAGGUUAAAUAAUACUAACUGUUAUCUAAGUAUAUUGCGUUUGAAUUAAAAGCUAUAAAUCUAGUUUUAUUGUUAUACACAGGCAGAUAAGUACGAUCAGUUGCUUGGACUAUCGUCACAUCUUGCUAAUAUAAACCCUACUAAAUCAAUCUUUAUAUUUACACAAUGGUCCUUCGAGCCGGAUUGCACAAUAUGAGAAAAUCGAUAAGCCAAGUGCAAAUAAAAAGAUUGAUUAUCCAUGCUUGUGCGAAUACAUUAUCAUUCUUAUCAUCUAAAUCACCAAUCGAGUCUUCUAGGCGGAGGACGUUGUUGAAAUAUAUAAAAAUGGCGUUGAAAACCCAAUUAUGGGGCUGUGUGAUUGGCGAAUGACGACGUGGAUACUAGAAAUACACUCGGACGUAAAUUUUAAUAUUGCUAAAUUGCUUUUAGCUCAUUUGUAUUAAAAAUGUAUAUUAAACAAGAUAUCAUAAGGCCUCAGAAUUUGUGUGUAUUACUAGUGCCAUGGUAUGUGCGUUAGAUUAAUGUUAUGGGAAAGUAACUCGCUCCUAUAGAGAUUGAAGCGUUUGAAUUGGACAUUGAGCCAAAUUCUUUAAUAUUUAUCAAAAUAUUGUACAUUUAUAGUCAGACUCGAACAUUUGUCUUUGUCACUUUUCAACAUAGCGUUUACUCAAUUAGAGAGAAGGAGACGAUUAGUAGGAAGUCAUAAAUGAGGUAAUAGCGAGUAUAAUGAAAGACUUAUGGUAAAGGUUAAAUUGAUUUCCAUUUUGAUUAAUAUUCAAGUUUUUGGCUAUCUAAGGAAUUGUUACAUAAUUUUCAAAUAUAAAUUGUCAUAUGGUAGGAGCGAGAGAAUUGGAUUUUAUUAGCAGAGCUUGUAAAUAGCUGCGGUUUAUAUUAUCAAGCUGUCGUAUUUGAUGUUUUAUGGUGCUUCAUGUCAUAGUUUCGCAAUUUAUCGGCGUUGAUAUCAAAAUUUCUGGUAGUACAAAAUUUUUUUACGAAUUUAUCUCGUCACAUCUAAGAGCGACCGAACUUUCGGUUGGAUUCGACAGUCAUUAGUAAUAAUGCGUCAGCUUACGUGCCAGAAUAUUAUUUUAGUUUUUGAAAUAUAUAUGCUUAGUAAUAGUGCGUGGGAUCAAAGUUUUGAAUUGUUCCGCUGAAUUCAUUGUGAUUAUCCCCUUGGCGAUAUGGGCCUUUGGAAAGAGGCAAUCGAUAUAUUUGUAGAGCGCUGUCUCUGUCGCACAUGUGGCGUUCGUCAGUAUGUGGGAGAGAGACGGUACUCUAUGAGAGUAUGUUUCUAAAUGUUGAGUAUGACCAUUAUCCCCUUAUAGCGUAAUGCUCAUGGAAUAUUUACCACUCCACAUUAGUUAGGUAAGUUCGCGGUUUUUACUUUGAUAAAGGUAUACAAAUAAUAAUCCAGUUUAGUAUUAGGAAACGGUUUUCUGUCUGAAGCUUCCCUUAGCUUAGGCCGCGGCGGGUUUGUUUCGCACAAAUUUGUCCAUAUUAUUCGUGUGCCCGGUUUUAUACGAGUGAACUUUUUGAUGUACAGCGAGCGUUUUAGACAACUUUUUAUAUUGCAUCGCGCUUAUAGCUUUCGAUGUACGACGAUUUCGUUACCCGUUAGUGUUAUCUAUAAGUAAUAUCAAUUAAUAUUUCAAAUUUUAACCUAAAUAUAAAUUUUAACUAAGACGUUGUAGUCAUAGACACUACAGCAUUGAAUACGACGUGUAUGAAGUGGCACACGUGCUACUGUACUUAGUUAGCGUAUGUAGUCAAGACUUUGAAAAUUAAUAACUUUGAGAGCUCGUUAAUUCAAUGUAGAUAUUUUAUUUUUGUUAUUGUAAUGUAUCCGAAAUUAAUAUUUAUCGAGAUUGAUAGAAUUUUAGAGAUGGAUCACCACGGCGUAAAUGUUAGAAUUUCUUCUAAAUAAAUUGAUGUAAUCCUAAAUGUUCUAAGGCGUUUAACUGUUUUGUAACAUACUCUAUAAAAGGGGUGUGAACCAUCGUAAAACGCUAAACAAUAUUAUAUAAUAUUGUGCUUCUCGCUGUAGACGUAAGAUGACAUGUUUUAAUAAAUCGGAAGUGCUCUAAUCUAUGAUAAUCAAAUAUUUAAAUAAUUAAGUUAUGAUUCUCCAAUAUUGUGGAAGAUGUAUAAUAUUUUUUACUAAUAAAUUUAAUAUUGUACUUUGUGUUUCAUUUGCAACAUCAACGCCCGUGCUCUGCACCUUCCAUUGGCAUUCUGUUUUUGUAUGCAAUUAAGUUAUGUUCUCCAAUAUUGUGGAAGAUGUAUAAUAUUUUUUACUAAUAAAUUUAAUAUUGUACUUUGUGUUUCAUUUGCAACAUCAACGCCCGUGCUCUGCACCUUCCAUUGGCAUUCUGUUUUUGUAUGCAAUUAAGUUAUGUUCUCCAAUAUUGUGGAAGAUGUAUAAUAUUUUUUACUAAUAAAUUUAAUAUUGUACUUUGUGUUUCAUUUGCAACAUCAACGCCCGUGCUCUGCACCUUCCAUUGGCAUUCUGUUUUUGUAUGCAAUUAAGUUAUGUUCUCCAAUAUUGUGGAAGAUGUAUAAUAUUUUUUACUAAUAAAUUUAAUAUUGUACUUUGUGUUUCAUUUGCAACAUCAACGCCCGUGCUCUGCACCUUCCAUUGGCAUUCUGUUUUUGUAUGCAAUUAAGUUAUGUUCUCCAAUAUUGUGGAAGAUGUAUAAUAUUUUUUACUAAUAAAUUUAAUAUUGUACUUUGUGUUUCAUUUGCAACAUCAACGCCCGUGCUCUGCACCUUCCAUUGGCAUUCUGUUUUUGUAUGCAAUUAAGUUAUGUUCUCCAAUAUUGUGGAAGAUGUAUAAUAUUUUUUACUAAUAAAUUUAAUAUUGUACUUUGUGUUUCAUUUGCAACAUCAACGCCCGUGCUCUGCACCUUCCAUUGGCAUUCUGUUUUUGUAUGCAAUUAAGUUAUGUUCUCCAAUAUUGUGGAAGAUGUAUAAUAUUUUUUACUAAUAAAUUUAAUAUUGUACUUUGUGUUUCAUUUGCAACAUCAACGCCCGUGCUCUGCACCUUCCAUUGGCAUUCUGUUUUUGUAUGCAAUUAAGUUAUGUUCUCCAAUAUUGUGGAAGAUGUAUAAUAUUUUUUACUAAUAAAUUUAAUAUUGUA